AUGGACUCUCGAUCGCUGAGGAUAUGGGCCUUGCUCAUCAUCGAUUCCAUCUUUCUCCUCGUGGAGCUCACUGCCGGCUACGCUGUUGGGUCGCUGGCGCUGGUAGCAGAUGCCUUCCAUAUGCUCAACGAUGUGCUCAGCUUGGUCGUGGCGCUCUACGCCAUCAAGCUCUCUGCUAAUUCCCCAACCUCCAACUACUCAUAUGGAUGGCAUAGAGCGGAGAUUCUCGCGGCUCUCGUGAAUGGCGUCUUCUUACUGGCGCUUUGCUUGUCCAUUUUUUUGGAGGCGGUUGAGCGUUUCUUCUCUGUUCCUGAAAUCAGCAACCCUAAGCUCGUUGUGAUCGUCGGCUCGCUUGGCCUCGCCUCCAACAUCCUAGGCCUCUUCCUUUUCCAUGAACAUGGGCAUUCUCAUGGUCACGGCGAUUCUCCCGCAUCAUCACCAUCCGCAACUCCGAAAAAAAUGGAAAGCUCGCCAAUACCCUCCGAAACUACCCCACUUGUCUCGCCGCCCUCAUCCCCCAAGAGGAUCAGAGGAUCGGCGAAGCGCUCUAGGUCUCCUAGCCCCUACACCGGUCACCCAGCCCAAACCCGCGCACGAGUGGUUCAAACAGCUGAGCAAGCUGGGUAUCACUCGGGCUCAUUUUCGAUGGCACAGAGCCCUUCUAGUCCUUCUGCCUCAAGGGGUUUAGCAAGAGUUUAUGGAGCUUCUAGAGCAAUACCCAUACCACCCGAAGACGCAGUGAUGGACGAUUCAGGAAGCGAUGGAGACGAGCAUUCUGUCCACGAGCAUUCACGCCCGGAUGCUCGUUUCCACAGUCACACAAGCACUCACACGCACAAACAUGAUCCCGAACAUGUUCAUUCAGCCGUUGAUAUUGAAACUCAGGGACCGGAUCAUGGUCAUAUCCACUCUCAUGGCUCGAUGAAUAUGCGUGCGUUAUUACUUCACGUGCUGGGCGACGCGUUGGGCAACGUUGGCGUCAUCUCGUCUGGCCUCAUUAUUUGGCUGACUACUUGGAGUUGGAAGUACUAUAGCGACCCCAUCAUCAGUUUAGUGAUAACCUGUAUUAUCUUUACUAGUGCCCUACCUCUCGUUAAAAGUGCCUCUUUCAUUCUAUUGCAGGGCGUUCCACCGUCCAUUUCAUUGGACGCCGUUCGUGAGGACAUUGAGGCAAUCCCUGGAGUUCUUUCCCUGCAUGAACUGCAUGUGUGGCAACUUUCGGAAACCAAGAUCGUCGCCUCAGUCCAUGUAUGUGUUGCGCAUGAAGGAGAGGAAGGGAGCAGAGCAUUCAUGGAGGUUGCCGGCGAUAUAAAGAAAGUGCUACACAACUACGAGGUGCACUCGAGUACGAUCCAGCCUGAGUUUUUCACUAUCGCUGGACACGAAGCCCAAUCCUCCAGGCCCGGAAGCGGGACGGUAACGCCGUGCAGGAUGCCUUGCGCGCCCGGACGGAAUUGCCCUCCUGAAGUCAAAUGCUGUCGUGAGUAA
This is a messenger RNA of Cantharellus anzutake, 1488 nucleotides long. Its product is annotated as cation efflux protein. The coding region runs from base 1 to 1488 and encodes 495 amino acids. The transcript is spliced from 8 exons. Lineage: Eukaryota; Fungi; Basidiomycota; Agaricomycetes; Cantharellales; Hydnaceae. Gene Ontology annotation, molecular function: zinc ion transmembrane transporter activity. The record is from RefSeq and is a predicted model, not a curated record. Gene Ontology annotation, biological process: zinc ion transmembrane transport; intracellular zinc ion homeostasis. Gene Ontology annotation, cellular component: membrane.